Molecule: messenger RNA, 1152 nt
Organism: Aureobasidium vineae
Lineage: Eukaryota; Fungi; Ascomycota; Dothideomycetes; Dothideales; Saccotheciaceae
Source: the annotation of a GenBank genome assembly
AUGUCGACCAGCAUCAUCACCCCUCCAGAGCCGCGGACCUUGUUCCCACCACUUCUGGCAUGUCUUCCCACGGCCUUCAUGUCGCCGCGACCUCCACCAGCACUGCUUCCUCUUCUUUCGCCCAUUCUACGUCAACGAGUCAACCUCCUCGCUGGCAACACCUCCUCAGGUCAAGGCGGCUGGUUGAACCUGCUUUCCUGGUCGUCCUCUCGCUCCUCGAAACUCGGCGGUAAAGUCGAGAACCUGCAAUUAGAAGCCCACCCUGUAUCCGGCGAGCUCGAACUCGAAGACAUCGACAAGAUCAACUACCGAAGGGUCGAUGAGGAAACACUGCAGUCCUGCUUGCAGGUCGAAGAGUUUGGAUUGUUGCCAGUAUACGUCUGGUGCGAGAACGAUGCCGAGGGUGGUCAAGUCGGCGGCACAACAGGGUGGAGACUAGCCGAGCUGCGCGCUCUCGAGGACCUCAGCGACGACGUUGCCCAAUGGACCAACUCCAUCGCCGCUGCAAACGACGUCUUUGAGAGCCAGUCUCACCCCAACGCGCCUGCCACAACCAUCCCUCAACAAGCGACAGCAGAGGACGAUGACGACGAUGACGAUUACUGGGCCAGCUACGACCGAACACCCAACAACAGAACUCCCGCCCGCACACCUGCCAAACGCGCUAGUCCCGCUCCUGGCACUGGCCCUUCAAACCUCGCUCCCACAAACGACGAGCUCGAAUACUUUGCCCGCUACGCCGCUGAGGUGCAACCCGCCCUCGACGACCACGAUCCCGAUGAGGAACACCCAGAGACCGCAGACUCGACCCUGCGCGGCGGCGAGCUCAGCACAAAACAAGCAGGGGAACCAAACACAAACCCUGCACCUCCAAUGUACGCUGCCGAAAACAACGAGUUCAACAACACACUCCAAGCACAAAAACAAGAGUUGGAAGCACCGAGACCCACAUCUCCGGGUAGCAGUGUUGACGUCCUCGAGCGUGGCGCUGAGGACAUGACAAGAGCAGAGGUUGGCGUGAAACAGUUUAUUAGCACGGAGAUGAAGAGCAUGUUCCGUCUCGCCAGGAGCGUGGGCAUGGGAAGAGAAGAAUUCGAGAGGAUCAUCAAGACCGAGCUUGACGUCUUGACCAUGCUCGAAGCCGACGAUUGA